UGCACCUGCUUCGGUAUGUGUGUGUGUGUGUUUGGUGAAGACGCAGUUAUUACCGGUCCGUUCAUCUGCGAAGAAGAGGUACAGGACCAUUGUGUUUGAUAGCAGUUUUGUACACUGUAGUCUCCUGGGCAGCAUACCCUUGUCCCAGAACCAGAGAAAGUAGACCUGUUCAGUAUCAUCGAAAAAAAUCAUUGUCGGUUCGUGUGUCCGUCGGUGACAACGAGGUCUAAACAACAACAUAGCAUCGUUGCGUUGUUUUCUCUCGAGUCAGAGUGAUGUGUUGAUGAUAAGCCACUAGUGUGACUUGUGCUGGAAAACCGAAGCUGCACUGUAUCUGCAGCUAUCCAGUAUUUACGAACGAUGCUGUUUGACUUCUGGGAUGAUGUUGUCCUGCCAGCAUGGCAUGACAUAGCUCAAUGCCAGAUUACUGAUGAAGCAUUCAGAAAGGCCGUCAUGGCACUGGAUGAACAUCAUCCACGUAUCAGCAGAGAUCCCAUGAUGAAGAGACAUGUGUUGAUGUAUAAGCAGUACUUCUCCAUCGAAAGGUGUUCAGAAGAGGACAGGUUAGUCAGCUACGUUGGCUUCUUGAUUACCUACAAGAGAGGACCAUCAGGUGUCCAGAACUUCAUUCAAGACAUCCAGUCUUCAUCUUUCCCGUCCAAUGGUGUUGUUGGUGGAGUGCUGGAGAGAAUUUGGAAAGCUCGUAAGAAUGAUCAUCCUGAUGAAGAUGUCAAGGAUCCAUAUUUCUUCACAAGUGUUGUCAAGAGCAACUUUCCACAGAUCAUCGCCAAACUAGCGACCGUACCAGAUAUAGUGCUCACUGAAGUAUUUGUAGGUGCCUACCUGGAUGAAGAGCGUAUCAGCACUUAUCGAACGGCAUGUGAGGUGGCCGGUCAUGUGCGUGAUCUUCCACUUUGCUGUCAAUCAGCAAUUGGGGCGGCUUUACUGAACCCAGUGUCCAGCUUUGUGCUUCUCUUUUAUUCCUUCCACCAUCCUCUUACUCAACGACUGGAUAAAGAUUUCCUGAUCAAGAUCGACCGUGAGGCAGGAUGCGAUGGGAGUAGUCUUGUCCAACUGUUGAAUUUGGCUAUUGAUUUACAGAGCGAUAGAGGUACCGCGAUAUCAAUGAUGAAUGAUGAAGGUGUGAUUGCAUUGAGAGAAGGACCAGGAGAUACAGUUCAAGCUGAUAAUGGCCAGUACGCAGCAGCACUAAGUGAGCUGAUCAAGGAAGGUGUCCAGCUGAUACCGUACGGGCGCCUGAUAAUGUGCGGGCCGGGCCGCACAGGCAAGAGCAGCUUCCUGCGAUCCCUCCUGCGUCAAGCAUUCAUGUCAAAGGUCGAUAGUACCAUCGGUGUGGAGCUGGAGAAGGUGAUAUGCACGAUCGAGAAGCAAGGGUUAAAGUAUGUCUGGAAGCAAGCUGAAGAUUCUUACCAGCAGCAGUUGGCCCUGACGCACAGAGCUGUUGGACAAGAACAAAGGAAGAAAGAGAUAGUAGCAGCACUGAGACAACAAGGUGUGGAGAUCCCAAAGAACACCAGGUCCACAUCCUCCAUGCCAUCAACACCCGUGACAUCACCAUCCGCUGUGUUUGAGACUGAGCAAGCAGACACAGCCAGUGUGUGUGAAUCUGCUGUCAGCCAACGUGAUGAAGCCACCCACACCGGGUACUCUGGUCAAUCGGCUACCAGUUCAUCCGAAACCAUGGACUCUCAGAAUGUGUCCACUGCCUCCAAGCCGGAGGAGGUCUCAACCAUGAGUGUACCACAGGUCGCAACAGCAGAGCAAGAUGUGCAGCAGCUACAGACGGAAAUCAACUCAGCAACGCAGAAGUUUGAAGGCUUCAUUGAAGAUCUGAAGAAGGGCAAAAGUGAAGUUUUCACUGCAGAGCAUCUGAAGAACCUGACAUUCAUAGAUGUCUGGGACUUUGCUGGUCAGAAGCUGUUUGCUGCGAUCCAACACAUGGUCCUGGCCUGUGAUCGAUGUGCAUAUGCUGUUGUAUUUGAUUCCUCAAAGAAGCUCCAGGACAGAGCGAAGCCGACGUUUGGUGUAGACGGUGAGGAACUGCCGCUUUCCAACAGCCUGGAGCAGACCAACUUCGACGUCAUGGAGACAUGGUUCAACGCUAUCCACGAGGUCAUUGGAGACAGCGACAACGUACCGGUGUUUGCCAUUGGCACACAUGUGGACAAGUUACCAAAGAAGCCAGAAGCAAGGAAGAAGGCAAUUGAAGAAACUGAGCAGUAUAUCUGGGCCAAUGCGGAGGGUAAAUCUUAUGCUAACAACAUCGACAAGGUGGUAUUUGUGGACAACACACGAGCUGGCAAAGACCCGGAAGACCCAGCAGUUGUUCAACUACGUCACGACAUCAUCCAGCAGCUGCAGCAUCAGUUCAGCGUUCCCAUUCCACUUCGUUGGCUUCCUGUAACCAUCUCCAUAGGGCACAUUGCAAAAUCAUUCGAACGACCAUGGUUAUCGGUUGACGAGCUACGUCGCUUGGCUAUUGCUGUUAGUAGCAUCUCCAGUGAUGAUCCUGAGUCAGAUUUCCAGAAGAUGGUGAAGUUCCACCAUGAUCUUGGUCAUUUGCUUCACUUUAUUCGCAAUGCCCGUCUUCGUGAUCGUGUCAUCAUCGACAUCCACUGGAUUCUGAAAACCAUGUCACUUCUCUUUUGUCCUGAACCGAAGAGUAUGCAGAGCAAGCGUCUUCGUCCACAGUACGACUUGCUGACACAGAAUGGCAUCCUCCUGGAAAGUCUUGCCAUCCACCGCUGGUCGCAGCACAAUCGUAUGACAUCGCGCUACACGGCCACAGAAGAACAACGUGAUUUCCUGUUUGAGAUGGGCGAGCACUUUGCCCUGUUCUACAACACCAAGACAACUGUGAAUGUGCCUGGUCAGAGGAAGGAGGUGACGACUCGCAAGUUCUUUGUACCAGCUCUGGUGGAACGAGUUGCACGUGUUCAAGACGAAGUGAGCAAAGGCAAGCCAAGUCCAGCUAUGUACCUGUACAGUGGUGCAGAUCGUUACUUUCCACAAACCCUAUUCUGGUGUGGUGUUGUGAGGUGUAUGCAACGCUAUAGUCCAAAGGUGGAUCCCAUCCUCUAUCACACGUCAGCACGUAUUCUGGUGAAGGAUCGUUUCUGGCUGGUCAUGCAGUAUUUCCAGCAUGGCAUUCGCCUGUCACUGGAGAUUCCUGUCGCAGCUGGCACGACUAAGUCUUCUUCUACCGAUGCUGGUACUCGCGCGGAAAAGUCAGUUGGCUCUCCUGGCGUUGGUACUGCAGCAAGCGAGGACGAGUCCGCUGCAGUCAAGCUUUGUCAUGAGCUUCUACCAUACCUGGAGUUGGAGCUUGACAAUCUGAAGGCAUUCUCGCUGACUCAUGUGAAGUUUAGCAGAGCUGUUCGCUGUCCAUGCUCGUUCAGUCGAGAUGCGUGUCGCAAACACAAGAAGAAGUCUUGUGUAGAGAUCGGCUGUCAGCACUUUGCUCCAUUGGUGGAGGGAUUGCGUCCACGUUGUCCUAGUGGAGCACGUCCAGAAGUGGAUAUCAGUGAUGUACGGCAAUACUGGCCAUGUUUCUCUGAAGACGCGCAGACUUUGGGACGUUCAGAUGGGAAGCUGGAUCAGUCUGACCUUGACCUGGAGCUUGUGACUGGAGAUGCUGCUGCAGAAGCCAAAGGGUUGGCUAAAGUUCAGCAGGUUACCUCGGGCACAGUGGCCAAGAAAGCUGCAGUCUAUCACGGAGCACUGCACAAGCAUUACACCGCUGUGCAGAGAAGCCUGGAGAUUAACGUGAUGGACUGUGUCAAGAGUUUGCGUGCUGAGGGUCACAUCAAUCACGACUGCGUGAAGGAAACACGGUCAGUGAUGAAGACAAGUGGACACACUGAAGCUCUGGAUCACCUGUGCUGUGUGCUGGAGGAGCUGUCGGACGAAGGCAUGUGCUACUUUGUGGAGAGUGUACUACCAUUUCAAGGUCUGUCCCAGCUAGUAGAAACAUUCCAAGCUUGUCCCGGUCCUGGAAAGUGCACACUGAAGCACCAUGAUCUCCACACUGCUCCCAAAGCUGAUGUCAAAGGGAAAGUGUUGGAUGGAGCUGAUACAUCCAGUGCUACUUCUUCUCCACUGGAAGACAAGGUGCAAACUGGGAUGUCUGAGCUUCACCAGGAAGUACUGCGUUCAAGCUAUGUGGAGUUGAAGUGUAGUUUGGACAUAGAAGAGGGCAUUCUGAACCGUCUCUAUGCAGAGAGCAUCAUCACCCAACGCUUCUGCAAGAAACUCCGUGCUAUGGAUGAUCAUGAAGAUCAGGUCUCUGUCUUCUUGGAAGCACUGCCACGCUGCGGCGCACAGGCCUUCCACCUGUUUGUUACCGCUCUCAAGGAGAGCGAGAAGCGGGCCCACCAGGAGCUUGUGGACCUACUGAAGGAAAAGCUGUGGAAACUGUCCUCCGGUCUGUGAAGGUUACUCUGCUGGUGGACCUGGCGUGAGCUGCUAUGUACCCACAAUGAGCUGUAUCAGUGGAUGGUGUGUGCAGACCGUCACUCUACUGAACGGUCGUAUUGUUUCUGAUCAAGUUUGUUCAGGUAUUCCAAGACCUUUUCUAGUUAUGUUUCUUUUAUGCCGUCUUGAGCUCUUGUCUGCCAUUCUAACUGGUGUAGAUAAGAAUGAAAUAAACUUUACUUUAUCCUGUAUUUUGCUAUUCUCCUAGUGAAAUGGUUGACGAUGCAAGUUAGAGUAUGAUAAAAUUCACCCUCCACUGCACUGCCAGUUUGUAUUUGCUAUCUAUAUCGUAUGCUUUGGUGCACGGACACGUGAUGCCUUUUGAGAUACAUUUGGAGCUGCUCAGCUGCGCUGAAGACCUACCUGGUGGCAUCUUGAUAAUUUUAAAAAACAUUUAUGAUUCUGUGGGGCUACACAGUACGUUGAGUCCACUCUUUACUGUGAGUCUACUGAGUUUUAAAGUUUUUUGUCGGUUUCUCCGCUUCUUACGUACAUUAAUUAAAAUCUUCCAGAAGUUGAAGUGUGCUGUAUGUUUCGAGCUUCAAUACUAUAAUAUUAUGAUGUCUUUGACUCGCGUUUCCUUCUAGCAGAGCUUAUACUAGUUUUGUUUUCGCUCUAGAGAUUAGCCUGUGUUCUUUCACACUUGUAGUCAACGUAGAAUUUCUGACUAACUGAGGAAAACGUACUCAACGGCACGUUCACCUCAGAAAGUUGCAUUGCCUGAGAAUAGGCAUAUGGAGAGGUACUCGCAUUGCAAGUAGUUUGUACCGACGUAUUAUAUGGACUUGUACGGUACAGGUAUUGUUUUUGUUUUUUUUCGGAUCGCUGUGUUUGGCGGCAUCACACAGUUAUCAUGAAUAUGAACUAUCACAAUGAGGAACACCUCAUUAGUGCAUCGGCAAGGUGGCUGACUGUACUUGCUCACUACGUUGAACUUGUUACUUGGGCAAUGGUAUUGAGUGGAGCUAGCAGAAUAACAGUAUGUACACUGUACACGUACAUUUGA
Sycon ciliatum is the source of this 5500-nucleotide messenger RNA. RefSeq lists its product as uncharacterized. The record is from RefSeq and is a predicted model, not a curated record. NCBI's taxonomy places the organism in Eukaryota, Metazoa, Porifera, Calcarea, Leucosolenida, Sycettidae. The transcript has 10 exons. Gene Ontology annotation, molecular function: death domain binding; protease binding. The coding region runs from base 361 to 4452 and encodes 1363 amino acids. Gene Ontology annotation, biological process: regulation of apoptotic process.